AUUUUCAAAUUGUGAGUUGGCCUAAGCUUGCUAGUUCCUCGCCAGUCGCCGGUUUGUUGAUUAAAUCGAAUUGUAUUAUAGGAAAAUUAUAAUCGUUAAUAGAGUAAUAAGAUAUUAAAUCGAGUAACUUUUCAAAAUUCCGUUAAAUUUUAAUAACCAUGGCUGUUAACAGUGCCACAUCGUUUAUAAUAUCCUCGAUAUUGACACUCCUGCUAUUUUCUGGAAUGCAGAUGUAUAAACCAAUUCUCGUAAAAUCACCAAUUACUAUUAUAUUUGGGGGUUAUCUUGGAUCGUUGAUGUUCAUGUUUUUUGUGACUGCAGUUGGUAACUUAGAGGCCACAUUGUUUGGCAAAAACUUCCAGUUAAAAUUGCCUGAAAUUGUUAUUUCCAUGGCAAUUUCUCUAAUUGCAGCUGGAAUGGUGCAUAGAGUUUGUUUCACUACUUGCUUGAUAUUUUCUCUUAUCACGAUUUAUUACAUGAAUAAGCUGUCCCAGAAAACAUACAGUGCUGCUACACCAAGUCCUGCACCAGUGAAGAGUCGUCGUCACAAAUAGGGUUAUUGAGGAAUGGCUGAAGAAUUAUUAUUUUUAACACAUCAAUCAAAAUAAAAGAUAUUUUCAUAA
Pieris rapae (cabbage white) is the source of this 623-nucleotide messenger RNA. Its product is annotated as protein KRTCAP2 homolog. The transcript has 4 exons. Bases 159 to 554 code for a protein of 131 amino acids. The record is from RefSeq and is a predicted model, not a curated record. NCBI's taxonomy places the organism in Eukaryota, Metazoa, Arthropoda, Insecta, Lepidoptera, Pieridae.